AAAGUUGGGCCAAAAAGAAAAAAAAAUAAUAAUAGGUUCACAGCCUUUAAUCAGUCAAGUACUUCACAUUUUCACGUACAGAUUUUAUUCUAGAGAAUCACCUGGAAUGAUUUUUGAUUAGAAAUUCUCGUGUAAAAAUAUAUUUUGAAGGCGAAAUUUUGAGGAAAAAUUAGCAGACGAUUUAUUGUUUAUGUGAAUAACUUCAACUUCAUAACCUUUUGUGAAAUCAAAUGACGUCAAAUGGAUAUUUUCGUCCGUAAGCUGUAAUUGAAAAGUAAAUAUUCCAUCUUUUAAUUUAUAGCUCAAAAAGGAUAUAAGCUGUGAUAUUUUAUAAAUGGAUAACAGACUCAACUGAUGUAAGGUCUCUUUUCAUCAGUAUGAGUGGCAAUACUAAUGAAAUAAUUAUUGAAGCCACUUCAGUAUGGCAGAAAGACAGAGACGCGUGACGAUACCCCUGACGGUUCACAGCGCGGACGACAUCCAGUAUGUCGAGGAUGACUACGACACUGUAUCGGACAAUGACUUCUCCGCCUCUGGUAUCACACGCAAUUCUACGAAUCUCGAUGGCAAUGUGUACUACGAAGUUCCAGCCAAAGAAUCAAAAGUGGAAUUCUUGGACAUUCCGAAGUUUCUGCAUUCGAGAUCGAAUUCUUCUCCUUCAAAUUCGUCAGCUCAAACUAGUCCAAUGUUAGAAAGGAAAUCGAGUUACAGAAAAAAGAGUGCCCAUGACUACGAAAAAUUAUCUGUGACGUCUAACUCCUCGAAGAAAAGCACGGUGGAACGACUGGCAGAGAGCGCUGCCUUCUUCAGGAGAAGAACGGAAACAGCUCACGAGAAAAAGAAUGAAAUCCGAGGAGAUGAAGAAGAGCAUGUUUUAGAAGUUUUAAGACAAGUAGUGAGAAAGUGUACAGUCCUAGAUCCAGUGAAGAGACCGUCAUCUAACGACAUUCUCGAUUUACUCUCGAGUUUAAAUGAAAAGUCCUGACACGAAAUCGAAUUCAUUUGAGAUCUAAAAUUUACAACAGGAAGCGGGCCAAGGACAAGAUCAAGUGCAUGUUUGUGGUACAAUGCUCACAUUAAAGAGUUGGAUAUGCAUUCAGCUUCAAGUGAAAAACGAAGGAAAUAGAGGAAUUACAAUUCUUCAGUUUUGAAGAAUUGAAUGCAAUGUCAAAAAUGAUUCGGACGUUUUUGAGAAGCAUUUUUUAAGAAUUGAGAAAGACAAUUCAGUGCAAGACAUUUUUUUACAUACAUACAUAUGGAAAAGACUAGAGGAAGAUUGAAAAUUUCAUGUUUUUACUUAAAAAAUUAUACAUUGCAUAAACAUUUUAGAUAUGUUCAAUCAAAAAAACAAAACUUUUCUGUUUCAUUUUUCUCAUUUUCUUUUCAUAAUGACAUGAAUGCAAUAAAGCUUUUCUUCUACCUCUU
Molecule: messenger RNA, 1425 nt
Organism: Argiope bruennichi
Lineage: Eukaryota; Metazoa; Arthropoda; Arachnida; Araneae; Araneidae
Exons: 7
Coding region: 422-985 (187 amino acids)
Source: RefSeq, a predicted model, not a curated record